AUGUCAUCUAAACGAACUCAAGAGGAACCUUGGAUGUCAUCUUCUUCAAUACCUACCUUCAUAGAGCCAGAAAACCGAGAUUACGAUGAUCCAUUUAUAGACCCCAAAGACUUACCUUUCCGCAGCAAACAAGAAACCCCGUCCUCCUUAUUACAACUGGAAGAUUCAUACAUAGAUGAUUUUGGAAACUCCUACACCCAUAUCGACUUCAAUAAUAAACUAUACACCUCCAAACUCAAAUUCAAAGGAACCAGAUUAGUGUAUUUCACAUCGGCAUUCGUUAGUUUAUUCGUCAGUUUAUUUGGAUAUGAACAAGGAGUAUGCUCAGGCAUACUCACAUAUGAUACAUUUAAUGGAUAUUUCAACAAUCCUAGUGCUACUGCUAUUGGAGUUUUGAUUUCCGUGUUGGAAAUCGGUGCAAUGAUAAGUUCAUUACUAGUUGCCAAAAUUCUGGAUUCUUGGGGUAGGAAGAGAACUAUAUUGAUCGGAACGGCGAUUUUUAUAUUUGGUGGGACUUUGCAGUCAUUCUGUCCCAAUAUUGUAGUGUUUGCUAUUGGGAGAGUGUUUUCUGGGAUUGGUGUUGGGAUUUUGUCAACAAUCGUGCCUUCAUAUCAAUGCGAGAUUAGUCCGAGUGAAGAAAGAGGGAAAUUGGUUUGUGGGGAAUUUACUGGAAAUGUAGCUGGGUAUGUUUUGAGUGUUUGGACUGAUUAUUUCUGUUAUUUCAUUCAAGAUAUUGGAGAUGCGAGAACUGAGCCGCAUUCUUUCUUUGCUCAAUUGAGUUGGAGAUUGCCGUUAUUUAUUCAAGUCGCUCUAGCAUUUGUGUUAUUCCUUGGAGGGUUUUUUGUUGUUGAAUCUCCUAGAUGGUUAUUGGAUAAUGAUAUGGAUCAACAAGGGUUUCAUGUCCUUGCCUUGUUAUAUGACUCGCAUCCAAAUAGUAAUAAACCCCAGCUGGAAUUCUUUGUUAUUAAGAAUUCAAUAUUACUUGAACGUAAAACCACUCCGAAAUCACAGAGAUCUUGGAAACAUUUAUUUAAGAAUUAUAUUGUUCGUGUUGGUAUUGGAUGCUCAGCGUUAUUUUUUGCCCAAUUCAAUGGAAUUAAUAUCAUUUCAUAUUAUGCUCCCUUGGUAUUUGAACAAGCGGGAUUCAAUAAUGCCAAUGCCCUAUUGAUGACUGGUAUAAACGCAAUUGUCUAUUUAUUAUCCACACUCAUACCUUGGUUCCUAGUUGACAGAUGGGGUCGAAAGCCGAUAUUGAUAACUGGAGGUGCAGCAAUGGGUGUAUGUUUAUUCUUAAUUGCAACUGUCAUGUAUUUAGAUCAAUCAUACACCCCAUCUCUCGUGGCAAUUCUUGUCAUUACCUACAACGCAGGGUUUGGAUAUAGUUGGGGACCAAUUGGAUUCCUUAUUCCACCUGAAGUUUAUCCCUUAUCAGUACGUGCAAAAGGCGUAUCGCUUGCAGUUUCCACCAAUUGGUUAAGUAAUUUCGUUGUUGGGUUAUUGGCACCGAUUUUGAAAGAGGAUAUUGGUUGGAAAAUGUAUUUAUAUCCGGCAGUUUCCUGUAUUAUUAGUAUUUUUGUGGUGAUGAUGUUUUAUCCCGAAACAAAAGGAAUUGAAUUAGAAGAAAUUGAGAUUGUAUUUGAGGAAUUCUAUCUGGAUACCAAUGUCUUACGAAGGAUGAUGACAAGUUUUGGUGGGAAUCAAAGUUACAACAACCGAAAGGCUGGGGAUUACAAUAAAUUAGAAGAGACUGAUGGCGAUUUGAGAGGAAUAGAAUUGGAUCAUAUUGAAGAAGAAACAAGGCGAAUGUUAUAG
Hemisphaericaspora subhashii is the source of this 1812-nucleotide messenger RNA. RefSeq names its product Hgt5p (gene HGT5). The record is from RefSeq and is a predicted model, not a curated record. NCBI's taxonomy places the organism in Eukaryota, Fungi, Ascomycota, Pichiomycetes, Serinales, Debaryomycetaceae. The transcript has a single exon. Gene Ontology annotation, biological process: transmembrane transport; carbohydrate transport. Gene Ontology annotation, cellular component: membrane. Bases 1 to 1812 code for a protein of 603 amino acids. Gene Ontology annotation, molecular function: carbohydrate:proton symporter activity.